AUGAAUUUCUUUAGAGAAUUAGUCUCUGGAUAAAAAGUUAGAUUUAUCAAUGGACAAUAUAACUUAGAUCUCACCUACAUUACCAAUCGGGUUAUUGCAAUGUCAUUUCCAGCCUCUGGAUUUGAAAGCACCUUUAGAAACAACAUUGAUGAUGUAGUCAAAUUUUUGUAAGAACAUCAUGGGGACAAAUAUAUGCUGUAUAACUUGAGUAAUAGGAAGUACAAUUAUGAGAAGUUUGGAGAGAACAGAAUUCUUGAGUUUGCAUGGGAAGAUCAUCAUUCACCUCCAAUCGACAUGCUUUUCGAUGUGUGCAAGAAAGUGGAUUAGUUUCUGAAUGAAGACAUCAAUCAUGUGGCAAUCAUCCACUGUUAAGCUGGAAAAGGGAGGACAGGGACAUUGAUUUGUUGUUACAUGUUAUACAGUGGCAGAGCUAGUAAUCCAGACGAAGCAAGACUCUACUAUUCCAAGAAGAGAUUCAACAAGGCAAAAUCUGGAGUGACUUAACCCUCUUAAAUCAGAUACAUAGAAUACUUUAACCAGAUCUUCAAGUCACCAGAUUAUUGUGCUUAAUUAAAAAGGUUAUCAGCAAUCACAUUUGUUGGACCCUCUCCGAAGAUGUCUGGAAAUACAAGCAAACCUUAUGUAGAUAUAUACACAGUGAAGGAUAUGAGGAAAAUAUACAGUGGAUUAUCUGAGGCAUAAAUGAAGAAUUACGAAUACAAAGGGAAUGAAUUAGUAUUAUAGUUGAACCCUGUGAUUUAUGGAGAUAUUCUAAUCAAAUUUUACCAUUAUGGUAGUUUGAGAUAGAAGUUCAUGUUUAGAUUGGCAUUCAAUACAUGCAUGAUAGACGAAUCUAACCAAUUGUUAUUUUACUUACAAAAUUUGGAUCCAGAUUCAACCUUCAAGAACAAGAAGUUUAGUAAGGAAUUCUAAGUGAGAUUGUAAUUUCAGGACGUUUGUGAAGUGUGUAAUCAGAGGUAACAAUUUCAAUAGAAAUGUUAAAAUUGUCAACAGGAGAUGCAAUCAGAAUUUAAUUCUUGGAGUUUAGUGUAUUAAAUAAUGAAUGAAUAUCCUAAGUACAAAUUGAUCCAGAGUAAGAUUUUGUUGUUUGGAGAUCCUCAAGAUGAUGAUUUUCAUGAGACAAUAGCAAAGUUAUAAAGUGGAGAUCAAGUGGAAUCGGAUGAUGAUUCAGAGAGUGAUCAAGAUAGUGAUGGGGAAUAGAAGGAAUAACGAUUAUAGCAAUAGUGA
Molecule: messenger RNA, 1248 nt
Organism: Paramecium tetraurelia
Lineage: Eukaryota; Ciliophora; Oligohymenophorea; Peniculida; Parameciidae
Exons: 6
Biological process (GO): dephosphorylation
Cellular component (GO): cytosol
Molecular function (GO): phosphatidylinositol-3,4,5-trisphosphate 3-phosphatase activity; protein tyrosine/serine/threonine phosphatase activity
Source: RefSeq, a predicted model, not a curated record